This is a messenger RNA of Papaver somniferum (opium poppy), 729 nucleotides long. RefSeq lists its product as uncharacterized. The record is from RefSeq and is a predicted model, not a curated record. The transcript is spliced from 4 exons. NCBI's taxonomy places the organism in Eukaryota, Viridiplantae, Streptophyta, Magnoliopsida, Ranunculales, Papaveraceae. Bases 56 to 415 code for a protein of 119 amino acids.
GCGAGAGAGAUUCACCAGCCUUACAUUGUUAAAUAAAUAUUCUCUCUCUCUCAAAAUGGCAACCAAAACUAAGAACGUUGCAGUGAUGUAUCUUAUGUGCAUUUUAGUUUUUGUUGUGGCUUUUCAGGUCUGCAAAGCUGACAGUGUAGGUGAAAUUUACAGACAAUGUAUGAAAGAAUGUGACGACAAAUGCAAAGCUGAUGGAUACGGCGAUAUCUUUUGUCACGGAAAGUGUUCUGUGCCCUGUGAUGCCAAACAACGACAAGAUAACAUAAAUCAGAAAUUCACGGCUGUCAAAGACACGGCAACUUUCAUUCGUAGAAGUAUUAGUAAGGCAACAACGAGCAGUAUUAAAAGCACUGAUGCCUGCUUGGUUGCGUUUCUUGGCACCUUCAUGUUGGCUUUGUAUCAUUAAGCAAAGAUCAGAGCAGAUACAGAUGGUGAUAACAAGAUCUUCUGGCCAUCUGAUUUAUAUAUCUAGAGUUCGUGAUUAGCGGGUGUGGCACGGACGUGUACGUAUUGUUGCACUUCGAGGGCUACUAUAGCUAGAAGCCUAGAUUAUUUAGAUGUUGCUUAAUUGUAUCUUCUUUGAGUUUUUUCGUUACUUGUAUAAACUUCAAAAGAAGAAUUUCUUGUUUAAUAUACCUUUCUUCAUUCACAUAUUAUUGUAAUUGUUCUCGUGAUAUUCGUCUGAUGACUAGUGACGUCCGAAUUGUCAUCUUACAUAUA